UGAGUGAUUUGAAUGUCUUAUACCAUUAACAAGCAGGUGAAAGGAUAUGAAGGAAUACGGCUGGAACAGUUUCAAGGAUUUAAUUUUCAGAAAUCCGGCAGCUGUCGAUCAGGACCCACACGUGGAUGAUGGCGAUGAGAAUCAUGAGCGCGGGAACUGGAGUAGCAAGAAGGAGUACAUCCUCUCUACAAUCGGCUAUGCUGUUGGACUGGGAAAUAUCUGGAGAUUUCCAUAUUUGGCCUACGAGAAUGGAGGGGGUGCCUUCCUGAUCCCUUACUUUUUGAUGUUGGUGGUGACUGGAAUUCCUCUUUUCUUCCUGGAAACCGCCUUCGGGCAGUUUUGCAGCCAAGGUCCAGUAAACGUAUGGAGAGCGGUGCCAAUCAUGCAGGGUCUCGGCAUCAGCAUGGUUAUGGUGACUCUAAUGGUAUCAAUUUACUAUAACGUCAUCAUUUCCUACAGCGUGUACUACAUGUUCGCCUCCUUCCAGUCUCCUCUGCCGUGGUCCGGCUGCCUCACUAACUGCAGCAAUACAACUACAGUGAUUUGUAAUGUAAGUGGCGUUGCAGUAGCCAACUGGACUCAAGAAAACACCACCUGCCCUUCAUCCAACAUAAUCAAAGUUCAGAGCCCGAGUGAGCAGUACUGGGAUCAAGUGGCUCUGCAGAGAUCCAGCGGUCUUGAUGAAACAGGACCAGUAGUUUGGCACUUGGCCCUCUGUCUGCUGUUUACCUCUAUGCUUGUUGCUGCAGCGCUCAUCAGAGGUAUCAAGUCGUCAGGCAAAGUUGUGUAUUUCACAGCUACAUUUCCUUAUGUGGUGAUUCUGAUCCUGCUGAUCAGAGGUGUGACACUAGAGGGAGCUAGAGAUGGGAUAGAGUACUACAUCGGUUCCCAAUCCAAUUUGACUAAAUUGACAGAGCCACAGGUGUGGAAAGAUGCUGCAACUCAGACCUUCUAUUCUCUCUCGAUUGGCUGGGGUGGAGUCAUGACUCUGGCUUCCUACAACAACUUCCACAACAAUAUGUUCAAGGACUCAAUUGUUAUUUGUCUUACUAAUGCUGGCACCAGUGUUUUUGCAGGAUUUGCCAUAUUUUCGAUCUUGGGACACAUGGCUCACAUCUACAAAGUGCCUGUUGGAGAAGUUGUGAAAGAAGGAUUUGGAUUGGCAUUCAUUGCAUAUCCAGAUGCUCUCUCUAAGCUUCCUAUUUCCCCUCUGUGGUCCUUUCUGUUCUUCUUCAUGAUACUGACUGUUGGUCUGGACUCUCAGUUUGCAGGAAUAGAGGUGAUCACCACCUGCGUGAUCGAUGCCUUCCCUAAAGUCUUCAAAUCCAGGCGCGGUUUGUUGACUAUAUCAUUAUGUUCCUUGGUCUUCCUCCUGGGUCUGCCAUGUGUCACAAGGGCAGGAAUAUACUGGGUGACUCUAAUCGACAAGUCUGUUGCCAGCUGGGUGCUGCUAUUUCUGGGUCUCUUUGAGAUCAUUGGUGUCUGCUACAUAUAUGGAGGGAACCGUUUAAUAAAAGACAUUGAGAUGAUGCUCGGAAAUAAGAGUUUUAUUUUCUGGCUGUGGUGGAGAGCAUGUUGGUUCUUCAUCAGCCCCUGCAUCAUAGUGGUGAUCCUGAUCUGGUCUUUAAUUAAGUAUGAGGCACCCAAAUAUGAAAAAAUCCCGUUCCCAGACUGGGGCUUGGCUUUGGGCUGGUGCAUGGCUGUAUGGUGCCUCCUCUGGAUCCCUGGUAUUGCUGUGUAUAAGCUGAUGAGAGCAGAGGGAAGUCCACAGAAGCGUCUGAAGUCAUUGUGCUCUCCAACUAAAGAGUGGCAUCCCUACCUGGAUGUCCAUCGAGGAGAGCGGUACUCAGAAGAACGUUGCCACCACAGGAUGACCAGUAGAAACGAAGCACAAGUGAAUGUGAAUGUAAUCUCGAGCUCAUGGCUCUGAUGUGUAUCUUUCUUCUUCUUUAUUCACACACGCACACAACAUAUUGACAUCCAGUAAUUGUCAUUAUUUAAACUUCAAAAGAAAAGAAGAUUAUUAUUAUUAUUAUUUGUUUGUUGCAUUAAAUGAUUUUUGACCUCUUGCUGUCCGAUAUUUCCUGCUGGUACAGGCAGCAUACAACAGGCUUGUGUGAGGUCAUGUGUUUGUAGUAAAUGGAACAGAGACAUUUAGGGCUCAAUAAUUUAAUUCAAUGUAUUUAUUGGGAAUAUUUCUUAAGGGGGCUUGUGGUGGUGUUUCUUAUAUUGUCAACGGUCCA
This is a messenger RNA of Larimichthys crocea (large yellow croaker), 2243 nucleotides long. RefSeq names its product solute carrier family 6 member 14 (gene slc6a14). The record is from RefSeq and is a predicted model, not a curated record. Lineage: Eukaryota; Metazoa; Chordata; Actinopteri; Sciaenidae. The transcript has 15 exons. Gene Ontology annotation, cellular component: plasma membrane. Gene Ontology annotation, biological process: beta-alanine transport; amino acid import across plasma membrane; (R)-carnitine transmembrane transport. Gene Ontology annotation, molecular function: neutral, basic amino acid:sodium:chloride symporter activity; (R)-carnitine transmembrane transporter activity; beta-alanine transmembrane transporter activity. The coding region runs from base 47 to 1930 and encodes 627 amino acids.